This is a messenger RNA of Musa acuminata AAA Group (dessert banana), 1498 nucleotides long. Its product is annotated as FAM10 family protein At4g22670-like. The record is from RefSeq and is a predicted model, not a curated record. Bases 106 to 1308 code for a protein of 400 amino acids. The transcript is spliced from 11 exons. Gene Ontology annotation, cellular component: histone deacetylase complex. Gene Ontology annotation, molecular function: Hsp70 protein binding; protein dimerization activity. NCBI's taxonomy places the organism in Eukaryota, Viridiplantae, Streptophyta, Magnoliopsida, Zingiberales, Musaceae.
GUGGGCUCGUUCUAAAUCCCUCUACAAAAAGUGCCCUCGGAUCGAUACCCUCUUCUUGUUCGCCUCACUUCCUCGACCACUCGCGCUCUCGUUUACGGCGGCGAAAUGGAUGCGGCCAAGGUGAAGGAGCUGCGACUGUUUGUGGAGCAGUGCAAGAAGAACCCCACCGUCCUUGCCGAUCCUUCGAUCGCCUUCUUCCGCGACUACCUCGAGAGUUUGGGCGCGAAGCUUCCUUCGACGGCUUACAAGACCGGAGCGUCACCCCAUUCGUGUGCAUGCGAGGGGAAAGGCCCACUGGUGGAUGAAAUAGAUGAGGAUGAUUUUGAUGCAAAAGAUUCUCCUCAAGUAGACCAUGAAUCUGAUGAUGAAAUUAUUGAAUCUGACAUUGAGCUGGAAGGAGAAAUUGUAGAAGCUGAUAAUGAUCCUCCUCAAAAGAUGGGAGAUCCAUCUGUUGAAGUAACAGAUGAAAAUCGUGAUGUCUCUCAAGAGGCUAAGGGUAGAGCUAUGGAAGCAAUUUCCGAAGGGAGAUUUGAGGAGGCUAUUGAGCAUCUCACAGAGGCAAUAUUAUUGAACCCAACAUCAGCAAUAAUGUAUGCUACUAGAGCAUCCGUGUAUAUCAAGAUGAAGAAACCUAAUGCUGCAAUCCGUGAUGCAACUGCUGCUUUAGAGAUCAACCCUGAUUCUGCAAAAGGCUAUAAAACCCGGGGUAUUGCUUUUUCUAUGCUUGGGAAAUGGGAGGAAGCUGCCAAGGAUCUGCAUGUGGCAUCCAAGUUGGAUUAUGAUGAGGAGAUAAGUUCUGUGCUAAAAAAGGUUGAACCCAAUGCACACAAGAUUGAAGAGCACCGUAGAAAGUAUGACCGGCUACGGAAAGAGCAAGAGGACAAAAAAGUUGAACGUGAGAGGCAGCGUCGAAGAGCUGAGGCUCAGGCUGCUUAUGAGAAGGCCAAAAAACAAGAGCAAUCAUCAUGUAGAUCAUCAGGAUGCACACCUGAUGAAUGCGCUGGAGCCAUGCCUGGAGGUUUCCCAGGAGCCAUGCCUGGAGGUUUCCCAGGAGCCAUGCCUGGAGGUUUCCCAGGAGCUAUGCCUGGAGAUUUCCCAGGAGCUGUGCCUGGUUCUGUGCCGGGAAAUAUUGAUAUGAGCAAGAUUCUGAAUGAUCCUGAACUGAUGGCAGCCUUUAGUGAUCCGGAGAUCAUGGCUGCUCUUCAAGAUGUGAUGAAUAACCCAGCAAACUUUGCCAAACACCAAGCAAACCCCAAAGUGGCCCCCGUCAUUGCAAAGAUGAUGGGGAAGUUUGCCGGACCCAAAUAGGACUGUCGUCCCUCGAGAAGCUCACUGAAGAAGAUGGUCAUGGUGGUUCAGACUCGUCAGUAACUAGUUUCUCUUUGAAAUUCUACAACCAUGCUUAUUGGGUGGAUUUAAUGUAACAGAAGUCUCUUGAAUGACCUUCUGUGGUUGGUUCUCUCAUAAGAUUGAAAAAAUUGGUACUUUUAGUGUCUAA